This is a messenger RNA of Macroventuria anomochaeta, 2076 nucleotides long. Its product is annotated as vacuolar protein sorting-associated protein Vps17. Gene Ontology annotation, molecular function: phosphatidylinositol-3-phosphate binding. NCBI's taxonomy places the organism in Eukaryota, Fungi, Ascomycota, Dothideomycetes, Pleosporales, Didymellaceae. Gene Ontology annotation, cellular component: retromer complex; retromer, tubulation complex; endosome. The coding region runs from base 47 to 1819 and encodes 590 amino acids. The record is from RefSeq and is a predicted model, not a curated record. The transcript has 3 exons. Gene Ontology annotation, biological process: retrograde transport, endosome to Golgi; intracellular protein transport.
AGCUAGCAACAGCAGCUUGGUGCAAUCAGCUGCUCUCUCCUCCACCAUGGACUAUUCUAACAACGAUGAAGGGUAUCCCGGCGGCUCCAGCCCGUGGGCAUCGUCACCGCAACACAAUCGCACGUCGUUCGGACAGCCGCCCACCAGCGACCUCCCCUCAUCUCCGCUGCCUCCGCCGGCGUCACCGUACGGCCAGGACUCUGAGCAAUAUGGAUACAUGGGCGACAACACGCAACAAAACCGUUCGGGUAUUGCUUCGACAGAGAAUGGUGAAUCGUACCCAGCGCCCCAGCAGCAACAGCCCAGCCAGGAUGCGCCGCAGCUGCCUCAGCACCCAAAUUCCCAACAACAAGCUCCUCAACCUGGCCAACAACCCCAACGAUACCAUGGAACACGUCCUCAGCGCCAACAGCAGCACUACAAGUUCCAAGCGAAGGUCACGGGACUCGAACGCAAUGGCAAGAAGGACCCCAUAAUACGAUUCGAUGUAUACACCAAUUUGCCUAAGUUCAGGACCACCCAGUUCCGCGACGUCCGCCGAGUACACAGCGAGUUCGUAAAAUUUGGCGAACACCUGAUCUCCGCCUGCCCGGAAGCUAUCGUGCCUGCAGUACCCCCAGCUACAACAUCAGCAGGUGCUGGCACUGAGGAGGACGAGGCGCGCUUGAAGGCGGCGAUACAGAGGUGGCUGAACGUUGUCUGCAGUAAUGACAUCCUGAUCCGCGACGAGGAGAUGGUCUUCUUCGUCGAGAGCGACUUUGGAUACAGCCCAGUUGUGCGGAGGAAGCAGCCUGCCACUGGUGUUCGACGUAAGGUCAUUAAGCAGUUUGCGCCGCCCCCAGACGACACGCCGGAGCUCGCUGCCGCUCGGCCGAUUGUGAAGGCUUUCUAUCUGGGUACAAUGGAAGCGGAGCAAAAGGUCGAGAAGGUCGUCAAGCACAGGAGGAAUCUUGGUGUCGCCGAGUCCGAUCUAGGCGCCAAAUUCGCCGCAAUGCACGCCCAAGAGACACAUGUAGGACUCGCUCACGCGUACAAGAAACUGGGCAAGGUCAUUCAGGCUACCGGCGACUUCCACGCCGCGCAGGGCACAGCGGAAGCAACCACCCUCGGCGACCCUCUCCAGUAUCACAGCAGUGACGCUUUCAUUGCCAAAGAGACCCUUACGAACCGUCAUAUUUUACUUCGCGAACUCCUCCAGGCGCAAGCAGCCACGAAAUCGAAGCUGUCAGCCGCCGACAGACUGAAGGCCAGUUCCAGCGUAAAGCGCGACAAAGUCGACGAGGCGAUCGCCCAACUUGACGAAGCGCGUAGCCACGAGCAAUACUUGACAUCAAAAGCGCAGCGUGUCACCGCGAACCUUCUGCAAGAGCAGAGGAAGUGGUUCGGUCGCACUGCAGCAGACAUGCGCCAGGCGAUCCGCGAAUACGUCAUCCGCGAGAUCGAAGCCGAACGCCGCACACUCGCAACUCUCGAAUCCGUCCGCCCUGACAUUCGCGCAAUCGACGGCAGCGGGGGUCUCUCACGAUUAGGCCGCGAAGCACAUCCCGCUCAACGACGCGCAUCACUUGCAAACUCACAAGGACCGAAGGGUGACGCGUGGUCCGGUGUACCCAGGCGACCAGGCGAUGGACUGAACAGGAGCGUCAGUGGCAGCAUCCCCGCAGCGCUUCCUGAGGGCGACGAAGAGGAGGAGGAGGAAUCAGGGCUUGCACGGAAGCGCGCGACGAGCAAAGCAGGAAGUACCAAGGCAGGUGAAGAGGAUGACGAUCGUAUCGAUGCGAAGAACGCAGCGAGCAGACUGGCGACCACGACUUUUUAGCAGCAAAUCCGUGAUAGGCAGGGCUGAGAAGAUGUUUUUGUAGGAUGAGAGGGAUAUUGGCAGCAGUAUACCAAUUGAGAGUCAUGUCGAACUACACCAAAGGAUUGUUCUGCAACAGUUGCCAUCUUGAUGUGCCGGUAGAGGUUGCAUCGCCUGGGGGCUGUACAGGGCCUAGUCACAGGUGCCCCACACGACUUUAAAAAGUUUUGAAUUCGUAUCGCUCACAAAGCAGAAGAGUGAGAAGGAACACAAUGAAG